Molecule: messenger RNA, 1299 nt
Organism: Dictyostelium discoideum AX4
Lineage: Eukaryota; Evosea; Eumycetozoa; Dictyosteliales; Dictyosteliaceae
Exons: 3
Coding region: 1-1299 (432 amino acids)
Source: RefSeq, a predicted model, not a curated record
AUGAAGUUAUUUAUUUUAAUAGUUUUAAUUAUUUUUAAUUAUGCAACUGCAAUAGAAUAUUCAUGCCCAAAUGAAUAUUAUUCAUUAUCAAAUAUUUGUCACAAAGGUAAUAUUUAUUUUGGUAGUGGAUUGGUAAAUAUUAAUUAUUACUUUUUUUAUUAUUACUUUUUUUUAAUUUUUUUUUUUUUUUUUGUUGACAAAGGUUUAAAUAAAAAUAAAAAUUUUUAUGAAUAUAAUCAAAUUUAUGGAAACUCAAAAAUAUAUUCCCCAUGCCCAAUUGAUUGGAUUACUUUAUCAUGGGGAUAUCAAAAAAUUUUCAAAAAAAGUUUAACAUUGGGUUCAUGUAAAUUAAAACAAGAUAAUUCAAUUCAAUUCUAUCAAAUUGGUAAUUGUGGUGAAAAUUCAAUUGAAUUUAAUUCAAUGAUUUUAUCAUUUACAAAUGAAAAUCAUUUUUUAAAUAUUUUCACUUGUUCACUAAAUAAUUCACCAAAUUUAAUCACAACAACCACAAUCUUCAAUUCAACUUCAAUACAAUUAAAUCAUACUUCAGCAACAACAUCAUUUAAUUGUUUGAAUGGUUCAAUUAAUGUUUUUACAUGGGAUUAUGGUAGUGAUAUAUGUCCAUUGGGUUUUUAUGGUACCUUAUGUCAAUAUAAAGAUUAUUGUUAUUUAAAUGUAUGUGGUGGGAAUGGAGAAUGUGAAAAUACUGAUAAUAUAGUAAAAGGUUAUAAUUGUACUUGUAAAGAAGGUUAUAAAUUCAAUGGUACGCAAUGUGAAAUUGAUACAUGUUAUAUUAAAAAUUUUCAAAUAGAUUGUGGUUAUGCAAAAUGUAAUUUAACUACAAAUCACUUUAUAGAGAAUGGAAUUGAUUAUAACAUACUUUAUUAUUGUUAUUGUGAUGAAGGUUUCACUUUACAAAAUAAAAAAAUUGAUAAUGAAAUUAUUAAAUACUGUCAAAAAGAAGGUGAAUGUGCAAAUUCUACAAUGUGUGGUUCAGCUGAUUGCAAAAAUGAUGGUCAAGAUGAUAAUUGUGUUUGUUUAAAUGAAAAAACUCAUUUAUUCAUUUCAGAUAAUGGUGAUGUAAGUUGUGUAGAUAAUCCAGAUUCUUCAAAAUGGAAAAUACCAGUCUCAAUCAUGGUUUCAGUAAUUGGUCUUUUAUUUAUAUUUUGUAUCUCAAUGUUUAUUUAUGUUAAAUUUUUUAAAUAUAAAAAAUCUAAAACAAUUACAACAAAAACAAAUAAUAAUAAUUAUUAUUAUGAUGAAGAUGAUAAUUCAUUAGAUUCUCAACCAUUGUUAUAA